Bicyclus anynana (squinting bush brown) is the source of this 1311-nucleotide messenger RNA. It is a transcript of the gene Nf-YC, whose product is annotated as nuclear transcription factor Y subunit gamma. Gene Ontology annotation, molecular function: protein heterodimerization activity; DNA binding; DNA-binding transcription activator activity, RNA polymerase II-specific. NCBI's taxonomy places the organism in Eukaryota, Metazoa, Arthropoda, Insecta, Lepidoptera, Nymphalidae. The record is from RefSeq and is a predicted model, not a curated record. Gene Ontology annotation, biological process: regulation of DNA-templated transcription. Gene Ontology annotation, cellular component: CCAAT-binding factor complex; nucleus. Bases 229 to 1149 code for a protein of 306 amino acids. The transcript has 9 exons.
AGCUUGUGAGUGGUCAUCGGUGGACGAAUCGUGGUCCUGGCGCAUUUUCAGUAAUUGGUGAUUGGAGAUCUCCGAAUAUUACUCUGAUUAUUGGUUACCGUGUUUUUAAUAACUUUGCUCGCGGCUAAUGUUUUUAUUUAGUGAUCCAAAACAUUAGGAUUAGCAUAAAUAAACUAAUUUUGUGGUUCCAAAUUCCCGAGGUCGUGGGUUCGCUGCCUGUUAUACAAGAUGUCGGUAUGCUUCUUUGUGCCAACCGAGCAAGCGGGCACGUCGGCGGGCUCUGACGACAACGAACUGGAAUGUAUAGAGGAUGCGCCCGCUGAGAACAUCCAGAACACGCUGCAGGCCUUCUGGGGCAAGGUCAAUGAUGAUAUGAAGAAGAUCACUUCGGAGGACUUCAAAACGCAAGUGCUGCCCCUGGCGCGGAUCAAGAAGAUAAUGAAGCUGGACGAGGAGGUGAAGAUGAUAUCGGCGGAGGCGCCCGUGCUGUUCGCCAAGGCGGCCGAGAUCUUCAUCCACGAGCUGACGCUGCGCGCCUGGUCGCACACCGAGGACAACAAGAGGAGGACCCUGCAGCGCAACGACAUAGCAAUGGCUAUAUCGAAGUCGGACCAGUUCGACUUCCUCAUCGACAUCGUGCCCCGACACGAAGUGAAGCCGAGCAAGCCGCGCGACGACCCGCCGCGGAGCGCGCCGCCGCCGGACCCGAUGCCGCAGCAGCAGGCGGCGCAUUCCACCCACCAGCAGUACGUAGUACAGUCCAGCGGUCAAGUUGUUCAGCAACCGGUGCCAAGUCCGCCCGCCAGCUCGAGUCAGCAGAGUGUUCUAGUGCAGCAGGUAGUUUCCUCCGCAGACAUGCCUACUAUGACUCAGUCGCGGCCGACGGCGGUGAGCGCCGGCCAGCAGCCCGUCACGCUGGUGCAGCAGAUCGUCAACCCGGCGGGGGAGGUGCAGAACGUGCCUAUCCUGCUCACGCAAGCGCAGCUCAACAUGAUCCGGCUGCAAGUGCAGAACAACCCGAACCAGCCCAUCAUCAUACAGGCUCAGCCGGCGCAACCCACGCCCCAGAUCAUACAGGUGCCAUCUCAAACGCCGCACCAGCCGCACCAGAUUUUCGUAGCACAAGUCUCCGGCCCGGAGGAGAGCUAGUGCAAACUGAAAAUUAAGGUGAAAAGAGAACAUUCGCCAUAAGGACAAAGUGUACAGUGACAUUGACAAGUUGUGUGAUACGGUUAAGGUGUUAGAUAUCAACAAAUUAUUUAAGUGUGUAAAUUAAAUGGUUCGGAAUAAUAUAGAGGUAUACAAUUUAAA